Messenger RNA from Anolis sagrei ordinatus, 2313 nucleotides. RefSeq names its product putative protein-lysine deacylase ABHD14B. Gene Ontology annotation, molecular function: hydrolase activity. The record is from RefSeq and is a predicted model, not a curated record. Gene Ontology annotation, biological process: positive regulation of transcription by RNA polymerase II. NCBI's taxonomy places the organism in Eukaryota, Metazoa, Chordata, Lepidosauria, Squamata, Anolidae. Gene Ontology annotation, cellular component: cytoplasm.
AUGUGGUAACUUUCCAUGCAAUUCUUGUCCUCUUCUGCCAGCCUUUUUUUCUUCCCUCGGGCUUCCUUUAGUACCUUUGGACCCGGAAGCUCCCCAUCUCUUUCUCCAUCUGCACCCAGAAAAGCUGUUCCUUCAACUCUGAGCGGGUGUCCUGGAAGCCACAAACCAUCAGCAAUGGCUGCCACACAAAUGACUGAGAGUACCAUCACAGUGGGUGGGCAGACCCUGUUCUACCGACAGGCCACACCGGCGCAGCAGGCUCCCCGACUUUCCAUCUUGCUGCUACAUGGCAUUCGUUUUUCAUCAGAGACUUGGCUGAACCUCCAAACUCUCUCUAAGUUGGCGGAAGCUGGAUAUCGGGCUGUAGCUAUUGACCUGCCUGGACUAGGUCGUUCCAAAGAGGCUACUGCUCCAGCGCCUGUUGGGGAGCCAGCCCCAGGUAGCUUCUUGAAGUCCAUCUUUGAGGCUCUGCAGCUUGGCCAGGCCGUGGUGAUCAGUCCCUCUCUCAGCGGGAUGUAUUCGCUUCCAUUUCUCUUCCAACACAGCGAUCUGUUCAAGGCCUAUGUUCCUGUGGCACCCAUCUGCACAGAUAAAUUCCCAGCCACACGAUAUGCUGGAGUCAAAGUACCAACGCUCAUUGUUUAUGGAGACCAGGAUGCUCAACUGGGUGAAGUGAGCCUGAACAAUUUGAAGAAUUUACCUAAUCACAAAGUGAUGCUGAUGAAAGGGGCUGGCCAUGCCUGCUACCUUGACAAACCAGACGAGUGGCACCUUGGUCUUUUGGAUUUCCUGAAGAGCAUAGAGUGAUGCCUGAACCGGUUUUGCAACUGACCACGAUCAAUGAUUUUCUCACCCGUCUCUCCGGUGUAUGCUUCCUGAUUAUUAGGAUCUUUUUCUACAGUUCUGUUAGCAACUGAAGCAGGACCUUUGGAAGUGCCUGACAACUUCAAAAUGCUCCUGCAUCCAGAACACAGCUUAUGUUCAUUAUUUACAUAGUCACCAUGUCUCUUUGCCUUUCCAUGUUCUGAUUGUAAGAUGCAUUGGAUCACAUUGAAUUUGCAUUUUACAUAAAAAGAUGUUAGAACUCGUGUAUUGGGACCCGAGUUGCCAUUUUGCUAGUUAUGAUCUGGAAUGGAUCUACUUCUUUCUUAUUCCCAUCACUCAUGGCUUUGAUAUAGCCACCUAUUUUUUAUUUAAAUGAGCAUAAAAGUCAAUAGCUGGGUGGCUGAGACAGAUGUAAAGAUGGGGAAACCUGUCUAUUCACAUCCAAAGUCUUUCAAAGCCAAUCCACAGUGAGCUGCAGAAAUCUUGGCUAUUUUUGUUCUUGGGAUCUCUGCUCAGGCAUUCCUAUCUCGCUUAAAGAACCUCCUGCCAUUUCAUUGCCCCCUGCUGCACAUACUUCUCUGUGUCAGUGCCUCUUUCUUGCUGCUUUAGAGUGGGAAAACGGCUGGUUUUCUUACAGUGAUAAUCAACUACUACUUUGUGUUGCUGUGAGUUUUCCAGGUUAUAUAGCCAUGUUCCAGAAGCAUUCUCUCCUGAUGUUUUGCUCAUAUCUAUAGCAGGCAUCCUCAGAGGUUGAGGGAUCUGUUGGAAACUAGGCAAGAGAGGUUUAUAUAUCUGGACUGUCCAGGGUGGGAGAACGAAUUCUCGUCUGCUUGAGGCAGGUGUGAAUGUUGCAAAGGGCCACCUUGAUUAACAUUUAAUGACCUUGCAGCUUCAGUGCCUUGCAGUUUCAAUGCCUGCUUUGUGAUGAGCCAAUUUUAGGGUGCACAACAAAAUUUUUAGUUCCUAUCUGGGUUACUGAGCAUCUGUCAGCAAUGUGUAUAUGUUAAAUGCUCUUUUUCUUCUUAAAGGCUGGCCUCUCCAAAAAUGGACAGCUAUCAUUUUAGGAAACAUUUCUUUUCCAUGGUCAACUCUUAUUGGCUUAUGUGGUUAAAUUAGAUAUUAAUUUUAUAUAUUAAUUUUCAAAUUUAAGAAAUGGUUAAUGGGAGGUGUUACAAUACUGUUUGUUCAUGGUUGUUAAAAAUGAAGGUAAUAAUAGCAUAAUUUUGUAUGUAUUCGGGGACCAGUUAAGUUACUGAGGGAGAAGAAUUCUGUUAUGUUCCAUACUUGAAUCAUUCCAUUCUAGGUAUGAUGAAAGGGGUUGCUGGGUUAGCAAAGCAGGUCCAGACUUUCAAGAAGGAAGCUGAUGAAGAAAAAUAAAUUAAAUCAGCCAUGUAGACGUUGCCUCAAUUUCAGGUAAAUUCUGGCUGACGGAUUGGCUGUUUGUCAUAAUCAAUAAUUUCUGAUUAAAUAAAUCUGAUUUGUAAUUAU